AUGAAAAACUACGCCCAUAACCUCGCCCUCUGCCCCGACCCGCCUCCUGCCAGGCCGGGCAUCCGCACCCCGGAGCCUCCAGCUCCUCCGGGUGCGCAGUUGCAACGGAGGCUGGAGCAGCGACAGUGCCCGCGGGUCCCCUAUUCCUCCUCUGCGGAUUGCGUGGAGUACGAGAUCCCCCACAUCUCGGUGGGCGCCCCAGUGCAGGCCGUGGCCACCUACGCCGGGGCGGACGAGGACGCGAGUGCUGUGUUCGUGGCCACGCGCAACCGCCUGCACAUGCUGGGGCCUGCUUUGCAACCCUUGCAAAGCCUGGUCACCGGCCCUUCGGGGGACCCCGACUGUGAGACUUGCUCUGCCUGCGGCCCCGAGCUUCGUGGCCCUCCCGGGGACACGGACAUGCCAGUGCUGCUGAUGGACGAGACGCUGCCCGCCCUGGUGAGCUGCGGCACCAGCAUGCACGGCCGAUGCUUCUUGCAUGAGAUGGAAGCUAACGGGGACCGUCCUGCAGCUGCUGCGCCGGCCUGCCUCUUCACAGCGGCCCAGAACCGGCCCGAGAGCUGCCCCGACUGCGUGGCCAGCCCGCUGGGCACCCAGGCCGUCCUGGUGGACGUGAGCCACGCUUCGUAUCUCUACGUGGCCUCCACGCUGGAUGCCCAGGUGGCCGCCAGCUUCAGCCCACGCUCAGUGUCCAUCCGACGCCUCAAGGCCGAUGCCUCGGGGUUCCUACCUGUCUUUGAGGGGCUGUCGGUGCUGCCUGCCUUCGUGGCUUCCUACCCCAUAGAAUACAUCUAUAGCUUUCAGUCGGGGGGAUUCGUCUAUUUCCUCACCUUGCAGCCUGUCCACUUACAUUCUGCAUCCGAGGCCCGGCAUACCCAGGUGGCACGGCUCAGCGCUCAGCCUUUCGAGGUAGAGAUGGGCGAAGUAGAGAGCUCCACUCUCCACUGUGAAUUCAGGCUCAGGCGCCGACGUCGGGGUCUUAGCUAUCCUGAAGACAGGCAGAGCUACCCCGAGCUGCAGGCUGCCCAUGUGGCCACCGUGGGCAGCAACCUGGCCAUCGAGCUGGGCGUCGAGGCAGGCGAGGAAGUGCUCUUUGGAGUCUUCAAGACCAGCAGACACAGCAACUCGGAUGUACUUCCCAGAUCUGUAGUCUGUGCCUUCUCCAUCAAUAUGAUCAACAAAUUCAUCGAUGACGGUGUGAAAGCUUGCUGUGAUCCUCCAGUCGGCCCCGGGUAUCCCCCGGGGCUCGACUUCUUCCAGGCACCCAGUAUUUGCCCUGACACGCCUGACUCCAAGACUCCCAGCAACAUCAACUGCUACCAUUACCCUCUGGAGGUCAACAACUUCUUCUCACGUGUGGACCUAUUCAAUGGGCUCUUGGGACCUGUGCAGGUGACAGCACUUUAUGUGACUCUCCACGGCAAUGCCUCAGUGGCCCACAUGGGCACAGCUGAUGGCCGCAUCCUACAGGUAUGUCUUCCGUGGAGUUUGCCAGGCUAUCUCAACUACUUGCUGCUUAUAUCCAACUUCUCGCUGGGCAAUAAUAGGCAGCCCAUGCAACGCCAUGUCAGUCGCCUUGGAGACCACCUGCUCUUUACCUCUGGGGACCAGGUCUUCCAGGUGCCUAUCCAGGGUCCUGGCUGCCGCCACUUUCUCACCUGUUGGCGAUGCCUGUGGGCACAUCAUUUUAUGGGCUGCGGCUGGUGUGGGAACAUGUGUGGCCGGCAGGAGGAAUGUCCUGACUCCUGGCAGCAGGACCAUUGUCCACCUGAGCUUGCUGAGUUCUAUCCUCGAAUUGGACCCUUGAGAGGCAGCACGAGGCUGACCUUGUGCGGCUCCAACUUCUAUUCACAUCAUCUUGCUAAUUGCUGCCCUCAAGACACCCAUCGAGUCACCGUGGGCCAGAGUCCCUGCCGACUAUUGCGACUAUUGCCCAGGGGACAAUCCAGACUUCAGCCAAUGCCCCAGGAUGACUUUGGAGAGGCGCUUGAGUGUGAAUUGGAGCCCGUGGAUGGGCAGGAAAUCGGGGCUGCCAGCAUCAGCCUCACCAUCACCAACAUGCCCCCCAACGAAUACUUUCGGAUAGAAGGCACGGCCAUGCUGCCAGGUUUCUCUUUCCUCGAGCCAGUGCUGACGGCAAUCCACCCGCUCUUUGGCCCGCGAGCAGGGGGCACCAGCCUCACUCUGGAAGGUCAGGGCCUGUCUGUGGGCACCAGCCAGGCUGUGCUGAUCAAUGGAACUGAGUGCCUGCUUGAAAAGGUCAGCGAUGGGCAGCUCUUAUGCACCACACCCUCCUGGGCUGCCACGGCCAGCGUUCCCAUUCACCUGCAGGUGGGGGGCGCCACGUUGCCUGGCUCCUGGACCUUCCAAUACCGGGAAGACCCCAUCGUGCUGGGCAUUAGCCCCAACUGUGGCUACAAGGGCUCAUACGUGACCAUUCAGGGCCAGCACCUGACCUCAACUUCACACCUUGUGCUGUCCUUCCGUCAUGGGUUCCGGGUCGUGGAGAGAAGGUGUGGGCAGCAGUUCCCCGACCAGCAACGAUGUCGCUUGCCUGAAUACGUGGUCCAGAGCUCACAAUGGGGGGUGAUAGGGAACCUGAGUGUCCUCGUGGACCGAGUUACUGCUUUCACACAGCCUGGCUUCUUCUUCUUGCCGCCACCCCACCUACCCAGCAUUGACCUGGCCCCUCUGAAGCCCGAGGAGCGUGCCAUUAAGUUUGAGUAUAUUGGACUGAGUGCUGUGGCUGAUUGUGUGGAUAUAAAUGUGACCGUGGGUGGCAAGAGAUGCCAACAUGAAUUUCGUGGCGAUGUGGUCAUCUGCCCCUUGUCUCGCUCCCUGCAACCUGGCCUCGAUGGGGUCCCACUCCAGGUCUGUGUGGAUGGUCAGUGUCAUACCCUGGGCAAAGUUGUACGGGCGAACCCAGAGGCGGUCUCACAAAGAACAUUCAUCUUCGUCUUGCUGACUUUGCUCUUGCUUUUGGUCAUACUGGUCAUCGUGCUGGUGGUCAUGUACCAGCGGAGGAAGAAGCCAGUCCUGGCUUCCAGUCGGAGUGACCAGCUAUUCCUGGACCCAUCCUCUGGAGCCUUGUCUUUGCCGAUGCUCAAGUUAGACUCUGACUCUAAGACUGACCUUGCUGCUGACAGUCUACUUUCCAUUCCAACACUAUAUUCUACAAUCCAAGAGUUUCCAGAUUCUGAAGAUGGAGACUGUGUCCCGUUGGUGCAGACCAAAUCCAUCCAGCUAAGCAAGCUAGACUCGAAGCUUCUGGCUGAAGUCAAGGACAUGCUGAUUCCUCCAGAGCGGAUGGUCACCUACAGUGACCGCAUCAUUGGCAAAGGCCACUUUGGGGUUGUCUACCACGGAGAAUACACAGACGAAGAUCAGAAUCAAGUUCACUGCGCCGUCAAGUCUCUGAGCCGUAAGGAGGUGGAGGCCUUCAUGCGAGAGGGGGUGCUCAUGCGAGGGCUGCACCACCCCAACGUGCUGGCUCUCAUUGGCAUCGUGCUGCCCGAGGAAGGGCUGCCCCUGGUAGUUCUGCCUUACAUGCGCCACGGAGACCUGCUCCACUUCAUCCGCUCGCCCCAGAGAAACCCCACCGUCAAGGACCUCAUCAGCUUCAGCCUGCAAGUGGCCCAUGGCAUGAAGUACCUGGCAGAGCGGAAGUUUGUACAUAGAGACUUGGCAGCCCGAAACUGUAUGUUGGACGAUUCUUUCACGGUCAAGGUGGCUGACUUUGGUCUGGCCCGCUACGUCUUGGACAAGGAGUACUAUAGUAUCCAGCAACAGCGCCAUGCUCGCCUCCCCAUAAAAUGGAUGGCUGAGAGUCUGCAGACCUACAAGUUUACCACCAAGUCUGAUGUGUGGUCCUUUGGUGUGCUGCUAUGGGAGUUGCUUACGCGGGGUGCCCCACCGUACCCCCACAUCGAUCCCUUUGACCUUACUCACUUCCUGGUGCAGGGCCGGCGCCUACCCCAGCCUGAGUAUUGUCCCAAUUCUCUGUACGCAGUCAUGCAGCGAUGCUGGAUGGUGGACCCUGCAGCACGACCCACGUUUGGAGUGCUGGCGAAGGAAAUUGAGAGAGUGGUGAGUGUGCUGCGUGGGGACCACUACGUGCAGCUGCCCGCCACCUAUGUGAAUCUCAGCCUCGGUGCCUCUGCUGAGGAAGAAGUGCCCCCAGAACAAUCACCAUCCCCACCGGUGCACAGAAUCGUUGAACAACCCCGUCCCCUCUCAGAACCGCCUCAGAGCCCCUCAGGGGCGGAAACACCUCAACCCUGUCUGGGCCCCUCAGGGCCAGAACUGGACUCCAAACUACUCCUGGGUGAUUCAAGGGAGAGGAUUGAGGGGAAAUCGAGCUGA
Molecule: messenger RNA, 4362 nt
Organism: Suncus etruscus (white-toothed pygmy shrew)
Lineage: Eukaryota; Metazoa; Chordata; Mammalia; Eulipotyphla; Soricidae
Gene: MST1R
Product: macrophage stimulating 1 receptor
Biological process (GO): cell migration; multicellular organism development; protein phosphorylation
Cellular component (GO): signaling receptor complex
Molecular function (GO): ATP binding; transmembrane receptor protein tyrosine kinase activity; protein binding
Source: RefSeq, a predicted model, not a curated record